AUGGCCGCCACCAAGGACUACAGACUGCUCUGCUUGGAGAACCCUCUCCUUGAUAUCCAAGCCUUUGGCGACGAGGCCCUCCUCGAAAAAUACGGCCUCAAGCCCAACGACGCCAUCCUCGCCGAGGAGAAGCACCUCCCCAUCUACGAGGACCUCCUCAACAACUACGACGCCAAGCUCAUCGCCGGCGGCGCCGCUCAAAACACCGCCCGCGGAGCCCAGUACAUCCUCGCGCCCAACUCUGUCGUCUACCUCGGCGGCGCCGGCGACGACAAGUACGCCGCCAUCCUCCGCGAUGCCGUCAAGCAGGUCGGCCUCCGGGUCGAGUACCGCGUAGACCCCAAGAUCCCCACCGGCCGCUGCGGCGUCGUCAUCACGGGCCACAACCGCUCCAUGGUCACCGAGCUCGGCGCCGCCAACCACUACGACCUCGAGCACCUCAAGCGCCCAGACAUCUGGGCUCUCGUCGAGAACGCAGAGGCUUACUACGUCGGCGGAUACCACUUCACCGUCUGCCCCCCCGCGAUCCAGGAGCUGGCCAAGCAGGCGGCCGAGAAGAACAAGCCGUUCAUCUUGAGCUUGUCCGCCCCGUUCAUCUGCCAGUUCUUCAAGGAGCCGCUUGAUGCCUCAGCGCCGUAUUGGGAUUAUGUCAUUGGUAAUGAGGGCGAGGCGGCUGCGUACUCUGAGAGCCAUGGGCUUGGUUUGACGGAUGUCAAGGAGAUCGCCAAGGCGCUCGCCAACCUGCCCAAGAUCAACACCCAGCGGAAGCGUGUGGCUAUCAUCACUCAAGGUACCGAGCCUACCGUUGUUGCCAUUCAGGGUGAGGAUGAGGUCAAGGAGUACCCUGUUCACGAGCUCGCCAAGGAGCUCAUCAACGACACCAACGGUGCUGGUGAUGCUUUUGCUGGCGGUUUCUGCGCUGGCAUUGUUGAUGGUCACCCCCUUGAGGAGGCUGUCAACAUGGGCCAGUGGUUGGCUCGUCUGAGCAUUCAGGAGUUGGGUCCUUCUUACCCCUUCCCCAAGCAGGCCUACUCCCGCCAGUAGAUCACUCAAUGAAUGAACUCUUUUUUCUUCUUUUCCUUUGCUUUUUCUUGUAGGGCGUUGGAGGGGUCAAAUCGCAUCGGGAAAAGUGUAAAAAAGGUAGAGGAGUCAGUCUAUCUGGGUUUCAACAACGGGAAGCAAAUCGGGCUGCUGUGUGUUGUGUGUGUGUGAGCGAAAUGUGUGGUUUUUUUUUGGUUUUUUUUGUUGUUUUUUUGGCAUUUUCUUCUCCUUUUUUUCCUGUCAUGCGUUUGGGAGAAAAUCAACUUUUUCCCUUGUCUCCCUCCAGGCAUCAUCAUAUUGAGCAUUAUGAGAAAGGUUUCGGGGGGUGGGUAGGUUUGGUAGAAUAGGUAGACCGUUCCAGGUCAGGGGUGAAGACCACAGGGCCAAAAGGCAAAGGCCAAUAAAUAUAUUGUAGCGAAUAGCAUGACGUCAACCUGCCAUGUUAAACAA
Messenger RNA from Podospora pseudocomata, 1491 nucleotides. It is a transcript of the gene ADO1, whose product is annotated as adenosine kinase. Gene Ontology annotation, cellular component: cytosol; nucleus. The record is from RefSeq and is a predicted model, not a curated record. The transcript has 3 exons. Gene Ontology annotation, biological process: purine nucleobase metabolic process; purine ribonucleoside salvage. Gene Ontology annotation, molecular function: adenosine kinase activity. NCBI's taxonomy places the organism in Eukaryota, Fungi, Ascomycota, Sordariomycetes, Sordariales, Podosporaceae. Bases 1 to 1044 code for a protein of 347 amino acids.